Molecule: messenger RNA, 384 nt
Organism: Sporothrix brasiliensis 5110
Lineage: Eukaryota; Fungi; Ascomycota; Sordariomycetes; Ophiostomatales; Ophiostomataceae
Exons: 1
Coding region: 1-384 (127 amino acids)
Source: RefSeq, a predicted model, not a curated record
AUGAAGUUCUUUUACGCCGCCAUCCUCGCCGCGGCCGCUCUCGGCCAGGGCAUCCUCGCUGUCCCUUUCGCCCCGGAGGAGGGCCUACACGCCCUCGCCCGGCCGCCAUUUGGUGGUCCUGGCGGCCCCCACGGUGGACCGGGUGGACCUGGCGGCCCGGGUGGUCCUGGUGGUCCCCACGGCGGCCCGGGCUUUGGUGGCCAUGGACCCCCUAAGCGCGACGUGGAGGUAGGCCCUGGCGGUCAUGGUGGUCCUGGCGGUCCCCACGGCGGACCAGGUGGACUGGGCGGCCCUGGCUUCCGUGGGCCCGGCGGUCCUGGUGGCCCCGGUGGCCCCGGUGGCCCUCAUGGCGGCCCGGGCUUUGGCGGCCAUGGACCUCAUUAG